Molecule: messenger RNA, 2977 nt
Organism: Manis javanica (Malayan pangolin)
Lineage: Eukaryota; Metazoa; Chordata; Mammalia; Pholidota; Manidae
Gene: MSI1
Product: musashi RNA binding protein 1
Biological process (GO): central nervous system development; regulation of translation
Cellular component (GO): cytoplasm
Molecular function (GO): mRNA binding
Source: RefSeq, a predicted model, not a curated record
AGCGGGGUCGGGGGAGGGGGCAGCAUGGCCUGUCCGUCCGGCCCCCUUCGCCGCGCUCCUCAUCUGCCCCGCGCCGAGCGCUGCCGCCGCCGCCGCUCCGCUGCCCGCGCCGCCCGCGGCUCCCGAUGGAGACUGACGCGCCCCAGCCCGGCCUCGCCUCCCCGGACUCGCCGCACGACCCCUGCAAGAUGUUCAUCGGGGGACUCAGUUGGCAGACCACGCAGGAAGGUCUGCGCGAAUACUUUGGCCAAUUCGGGGAGGUGAAGGAGUGUCUGGUGAUGCGGGACCCCCUGACCAAGAGAUCCAGGGGUUUCGGCUUCGUCACUUUCAUGGACCAGGCGGGGGUGGAUAAAGUGCUGGCGCAAUCGCGGCACGAGCUCGACUCCAAAACAAUUGAUCCCAAGGUGGCCUUUCCUCGGCGAGCACAGCCUAAGAUGGUGACUCGAACCAAGAAGAUCUUCGUAGGGGGGCUAUCAGUGAACACCACGGUAGAGGACGUGAAGCAGUAUUUUGAGCAGUUCGGGAAGGUGGACGAUGCCAUGCUAAUGUUUGACAAAACCACCAACCGGCACCGAGGGUUCGGGUUUGUCACAUUCGAGAGCGAGGACAUCGUGGAGAAAGUGUGUGAAAUCCACUUCCAUGAAAUCAACAACAAAAUGGUGGAAUGUAAGAAAGCUCAGCCAAAAGAGGUGAUGUCCCCCACAGGCUCGGCCCGGGGGAGGUCUCGAGUCAUGCCCUAUGGAAUGGACGCCUUCAUGCUGGGCAUAGGCAUGCUGGGUUACCCUGGUUUCCAAGCUACGACCUACGCCAGCCGGAGUUAUACAGGCCUGGCCCCUGGCUACACCUACCAGUUCCCCGAAUUCCGUGUAGAGCGGACCCCUCUCCCGAACGCCCCAGUCCUCCCCGAGCUUACAGCCAUUCCUCUCACUGCUUAUGGACCAAUGGCGGCGGCGGCGGCUGCAGCAGCUGUGGUUCGAGGGACCGGCUCUCACCCCUGGACGAUGGCUCCCCCUCCAGGUUCAACUCCCAGCCGCACAGGGGGCUUCCUGGGGACCACCAGCCCCGGCCCCAUGGCUGAGCUCUAUGGGGCAGCCAACCAGGACUCGGGGGUCAGCAGUUACAUCAGUGCUGCCAGCCCCGCCCCCAGCACCGGCUUCGGCCACAGCCUUGGGGGCCCCUUGAUUGCCACAGCUUUCACCAAUGGGUACCACUGAAGCAGGAUACAGGUGGCAGGAGCACCCCAGCCUGUGGCCGACUGAGGACCAGGAGUGAGCCAGUGAGGGGACGGACACCUCAGCCGCAGCCGUCGUCUCCUCUCCUGCAGCAACUCGAACCGCUUCUGCAGGCCGCCCCCCCCCGGGCCCAGCGCCUGCCCUGCUGCCUCUGGACAACGUCCGGCUCCCCUACUAACCUCCCACACUUCCACCCUUCGCCCCUCACCUGCCCUCUCCUGCCCGCUUUUAUUUAUUUUGGAUUAGCCGGUUGCCCACCCUACCUCCCCUCUUGGGUCUGUGCCCCUACCUCCCUGUCGCGCCCCCAUAGGACCCCGACCCGAAGAAGGCUUUUGUAUUUGUGCAUAGCUAGAGUGAGGGCGGAGGGCGCCUGCCACAGGACGCAGCCCCAACCCUUGUUUUUUAUUUUGAUUUUUCCUUUCCUCUUCCGUUUUUUUGUUUUUUUUAAAGAACUGUUUUUUAAACUAUUUCUAGGUUUGUGAAUGUGAAGUCCCAGGCCGCAGGGGGCAAGGGGCCAGGUGCCCCCCACCAGCUGAGAACAAAAUGUCUAUGUGGGUGUGGACCCCUGGCCACCUCCCUCCAGCCCUGGAGAGGAGGACAGGGCUGAGUAGGGCCAGGCCAAGCCCCUGGACCAUCCUGUCCUGUAUCAUAUGUAAAUACUGUGAGGCGAAGCCCCCACCUCUCUCUCAGACCCCUUGGGGGUGAGGGCAUUGCCUGACCCCACCUGGCAAAGGUCUCCCCCACUCCCCCAUUUCUGUCUCCUCCUCAGACACCGUUACUGUAAGCUUGCAGGCCUCAACUGUGGCUGAGGCAGGCCCGCUCUCAGGCCUUGGGCCUGCUCACCCCAAAAACCCACUGUGGGGGCAAGGGGGGAGGCAAAGAGCAGGGCUCGCCCAGAGCCACUGCUGGAAAGAAAUUAACUCUCUAAAGGUCUCCCCCAGCCCCCGGCCUAGGCUGGGCCUUCAUGUUUUCUGCUCUGAGCCCUGCCAUGAGUGGGCAUCAGGGGGCACUUUGGGAAGGGGCGGACCCCAGGGGAAAGCAAAGGGCUUCUCAGGGAACCCCACAUUCUCUCACUGAAGUUUCCCACCGGGUUGGUCCCAUGGCCAAAGCCCCUUGGCAGCUCCCUACCCCCAAGUCCCCUUCAAAGGGUCUGACUUCAUGAACUGAGUGACCUGGCUGGCGUGGCAGGGCUGAGGCCCACCUGCUGUCAUCCUGUUUCCUUCCCCUUCUCCCCCAGAUCUGAGGCUGGGGACCUAAGCUCCCUUCUGCAUCACAGUCCCCCACCCCUUAAAACCCCCUUUGGAGAGUUAAUUGUCUGAGGUGCUUAACCUAUUAGCCCUGAGAACACAAAGCAAUAAUCUUUGUUACUGAGAUACGCGGCUGUUCGUGGUGUUUUUUUUUUUUUGAUGUUUCCUAAUAAAAGAGAAGCUGCAUUUUAUUGGGUUUUAUUUUUAAUUUUUUACACGUUUGAGCUGAGUCAGGAGAGACUUAGCUUCCCUCUCCUCCCCUUCCUGUGACUCCCACUCCCACCCCAGGGGACCCAACCAUGGCUCAGGGCCCUGGAAUUCUGUUUUCUGAUUUGUUUGGGGAAUUUUUUAAAAAGAUGUUACACGGUGUUUCGAAGCCGGCAAGUUACCACCCUCUGGUGUCUCUUCUCUCCACAUCUGUAACUUCUUUUUCCAGGUUUUAUUUUCAGUUUUAAAUUCCUAAUAAAUUAUUUGAAAAUUGUGCCGGGCUUGUGUCUU